Molecule: messenger RNA, 2376 nt
Organism: Cannabis sativa
Lineage: Eukaryota; Viridiplantae; Streptophyta; Magnoliopsida; Rosales; Cannabaceae
Exons: 3
Coding region: 736-2376 (546 amino acids)
Source: RefSeq, a predicted model, not a curated record
AAUACAAAUUCAGUUUGUGUGGAUAUUGAUCUUGAUGAGCUUCAAACAGAUCCGGGGUUAAGAAUUCCUAUUUCGAAGUAUAAUCCAAAUAUUCAAGAUGAAGUUUGACGUCCAUAUUUGCUUAAAGGACCUUGUCAACCUCGACACCACGAAUUUCCUAAAAAGACAUUUGGAAAAUAGUCUAGAAAAUUCAACAAGGAAUGGUUUGAUCAAUACCCUGAUUGGUUAGAAUAUAGUGUAUCCAAAGAUGCAGUAUUUUGCUUGUAUUGUUAUCUUUUCAAUCCAUCUCGGAAAGUUUGGAGAGACUCUUUUGUUGUUAAGGGUUUCAAAAAUUUUAAAAAGCUAGAAAGACUACAGACCCAUGUUGGGGGUUUUGCUAGUGAUCACAAUGAAGCUAGAAUGAAGUGUAAUGUCUUGUUGAAGGAAAAAUAACAUAUUCAGGCGUUUUUCUUAAAGCAAUCAGAGCAAGAACGUUGUGAUUAUCGAAGUGGCCUAGGUGCAUCCAUUGAUGUUUCUCGAUUUCUUUUAAGACAAGGGCUUGCUUUUCGUGGUGAUGAUGAAUCUGAGAAUUCAAGCAACCAAGGUAACUUUCUUGAGCUUUUACAUUUUCUCUCUGAGCAUUAUGAUAUUGUCAAAGCUGUUACCUUGAAAAAUGCUCCUGAGAAUUUGAAGUUGAGAUCACCUAAAAUUCAGAAGGAUAUAAUAAGUGUUGCAGCCGCUGAAACAAUUGAUCUAAUGAUCAAGGAUAUUAACAAUUCAUUAUUUUCUAUUCUUGUUGAUGAGUCUCGUGAUAUUUCUAUCAAAGAACGAAUGGCUGUUGUAUUACGUUGUGUGAAUAAGAAAGGACUAGUUAUUGAACGUUUUGUAGGGAUUGAACAUGUUGCCAAUACAACAUCUUCAUCACUUAAGGAGGCUAUUGAUAAGUUAUUUUCAAGAUAUGGAUUAAGCAUGACUAGAUUAAGAGGUCAAGGCUAUGAUGGGGCAAGCAAUAUGCAAGGAGAGUUUAAUGGUCUUAAAACAUUAAUCUUGAAAGAAAAUCCAUGUGCUUUCUAUGUUCAUUAUUUUGCUCAUCAACUUCAACUUUGUCUUGUAUAUGUUGUAAAAAAGCAUACUGAAGUUGCAUCUCUUUUUAGUGUGGUUAGUAGUGUGGCAAAUGUUGUUGGAGCUUCAUCUAAACAGUGUGAUAUUUUGCGAGAAAAACAAGGUGUUAGAAUAGCUGAGGCACUUGAUAAUGGUGAGAUCCUUAGUGGGCGAGGACUAAAUCAAGAGACUUCUAUUAAACGUUCGGGUGACACUAGAUGGGGCUCCCAUUAUGGUACUUUACUUAACUUAGUUACUUUAUUCUCAUCUAUGAUUGAUGUUCUUGGGAUAGUUGCAUAUGAUGGAGCAAAUUCUGAACAAAGGUCUGAAGCAAAUAACUUAUUAUGCUUGAUGCUCUCAUUCGACUUUGUAUUCAGUCUCCAUUUCAUGAGAACUUUACUAGGAAUCAUUAAUGAAUUAUCAAUAGCAUUGCAAAGGAAAGACCAAGAUAUUGUUAAUGCCAUGAAUUUAGUAAAAUUAUGCAAGCAACGACUACAAAUUAUGAGGGAUGAUGGAUGGGAUUCUACUUUUAAUCAAGUGUCUACUUUUUGUACAAAAUACAAUAUAAUGAUUCCAAACAUGGAUGAUAGAUUUGUAGCUCUUGGUCGACCACGAUUUGAUUCAUUUUCUGCUUUUGACAAAAGAAAAUUAAUUCACUUUGCUGAGUAUUAUCCCAAAGAUUUUUCUACAAUUGAGCUUUUGGCUCUGGAUGACCAACUUGAAACUUACAUUAUUGAUAUGCGCUCUAGUGAUGAAUUUAUGGGAUUGAAAGGUAUUGGCGAUCUUGCACAAAUGAUGGUUCACACUAGAAGAAAUGGUGUACAUACAUUGGUUUAUCGACUUUUGACUUUAUCAUUACUUUUGCCUGUGGUUACAACAACUGUGGAGAGAGUAUUUUCAGCUAUGAAUAUUGUAAAAAAUAGGCUUUGGAAUCGAAUGGGAGAUCAAUUGAUGAACGAUAUCUUACUUGUUUACAUUGAGAAAGAUGUUUUCAGUAUGGUAGAUAAGGAGCCUAUUAUGAAACGUUUUCAAGCCAUGAAAAAACGUCGGGGACGACUGAAAGGGCUUUCGGUAGGGGACUGUUCCCUAAGUGGCCAUAAAGAUGGCCUCAAGGUUCUUCGUCAGAAGGGUGAAGUAGGUAUACUUUUCCACCUUGUUCUUUUGUGUCAUGGGGGAAGUGUUAAACUCCACUUUUUUGCCACUGUUCCUCCUAGAGAUGUUGGCGUUGUGCUUAUAUCUAGUGUUUUUGCCAUUGGAGGUCUGGGCAGAGUUGGUUGUGUCUACCUGGGCAUCUAG